GGUUGCAUCUUAACGGCGGCGGCGGCUGCUGGAUGAGCAUCCGGAGAGCAGAGCGCGUCCGUCCCGUCCAGAAAGCGUCGCCUCGUCCCGGCGUCCCCGGGAGGGGGUGCUGUCCCCUCCGGGCCCCUCCGCUCUAGAGGGGGGAAGAUGCCGCUGCCCUUCGGGCUGAAGCUGAAACGCACGCGGCGCUACACGGUGUCCAGCAAGAGCUGCCUGGUGGCCCGGAUCCAGCUGCUCAACGGCGAGUUCGUGGAGUUCACGCUGUCGGUGGAGAGCACUGGCCAGGAGAGCCUGGAGGCGGUGGCCCAGAGGCUGGAGCUGCGCGAGGUCACUUACUUCAGCCUCUGGUACUACAACAAGCAGAAUCAGCGCCGGUGGGUGGAUCUGGAAAAACCUUUGAAGAAGCAGCUGGAUAAACACGCGUCGGAGCCCACCGUGUAUUUCGGCGUGGUGUUCUAUGUGCCGUCUGUGUCACAGCUGCAGCAGGAGAUUACCAGAUAUCAGUAUUAUUUACAACUGAAGAAAGAUAUCCUGGAGGGAAACGUUCCUUGUACCUUAGAACAAGCAAUUAAACUGGCAGGCUUGGCUGUGCAAGCUGACUUUGGUGAUUUUGAUCAAUAUGAAUCCCAGGACUUUCUCCAGAAAUUUGCCUUGCUUCCUGUGGGGUGGUUACAAGAUGAAAAAGUAUUGGAAGAAGCAACACAAAAAGUGGCCUUACUGCAUCAGAAAUACAGAGGGCUCACAGCUCCGGAGGCUGAAAUGCUGUACAUGCAGGAGGUGGAGAGACUGGACGGCUAUGGGGAGGAGAGCUACCCUGCCAAGGACAGCCAGGGCAGUGACCUCUCUGUGGGGGCAUGUCUUGAAGGCAUCUUCGUGAAACACAAGAAUGGGAGGCCACCCGUAAUAUUCAGGUGGCAUGACAUUGCUAACAUGUCCCACAACAAGUCCUUUUUUGCAUUAGAGCUGGCAAGCAAAGAGGAGACCAUCCAGUUUCAAACUGAAGACAUGGAAACAGCAAAGUAUGUGUGGAGACUCUGCGUCGCACGACACAAAUUUUAUAGACUAAACCAGUGCAGCCUGCAAACUCAGGCCAUCCCGGUGAACCCGGUCAGGCGGAGGUCAUCCUCAAGGGUGUCCCUGCCAAGACCCCAGCCCUAUGUGAUGCCGCCGGCCCCACUGCACUACAACGGCCACUACACUGAGCCCUAUGCUUCUUCCCAAGACAACCUCUUUGUGCCCAGCCAGAACGGAUACUACUGUCACUCGCAGACGAGCCUGGACAGAGCCCAGCUGGACCCCGGCGGCCGGACCCGGAACGGCAGCGUCUACAGCGCGCACAGCACGGGCUCCCUCAACAGCCCGCAGCCCUGCCUGCAGCCGUCGCCCGCGUCCUCCAACCCCAGCCUCCGCAGCCACCCGGACCUGGUCACGCGGCGCGUGCACCACGCGGUGCAGACGUUCCAGGAGGACAGCCUGCCGGUGGCGCACUCGCUGCAGGAGGUCAGCGCGCCGCUCUCGGCCCGCCGCGCUCCCCCGCGCAGGGGCAGCGUCGAGGCGGCGGCGCCGGCCCCGUGCCUGGACGCACUGCGGCUCGGGGACGGGGCGGCCGGGCGGGGUGGCCCGGCCCACGCGCACGCCAAGUCCCCGUCCGACGCCACCAUGCUGGUCCACAGCAGCGAGGACGAGGGCGAGGGCGGUGCCGGCGAGGAGCCUGUGGCCGCACCUCCCACACGAGCGAGUGCGUCCGGCCACCCGUGCCCCGCUCUGGGGCCCCUGCACAUCCUCGAGCCCCGAAGCCCCGAUACCGAGGCCCCCUGGGCCCGGAGAGACGGGCUGCUGACGCCGUCGGUGUCUGAGUCCGACCUCACCACGUCAGGGCGGUACCGUGCCCGGAGGGACUCCCUGCACAGGAGGCCGGUGUCAGACCUCCUCUCUGGAAGGAAGGACGUGGUGGAAGGCCUCCCACCCCUAGGGGGAAUGAAGAAGACCCGAGUAGAUGCAAAGAAAAUUGGUCCCCUGAAGCUGGCUGCACUCAACGGGCUCUCCCUGUCCCGCCUGCCACUGCCUGAUGAUGAGAAGGACAUGCCCGCCCGAGCCACAGAUGAUGAGCGGUGUAAAAUUCUGGAACAGCGGUUAGAACAGGGAAUGGUGUUCACAGAAUAUGAAAAAAUUCUUAAAAAACGGCUCGUUGACGGAGAGUGCGCGACAGCACGACUCCCUGAAAAUGCAGAGAGAAAUCGGUUCCAAGAUGUCCUUCCUUAUGAUGAUGCCAGAGUGGAGCUGGUCCCAACCAAGGAGAACAACACAGGCUAUGUCAACGCAUCGCACAUCAAGGUCGCCGUCAGUGGAAUCGAAUGGGAUUACAUUGCCACACAGGGACCAUUGCAGCAUACCUGUCAGGACUUCUGGCAGAUGGUAUGGGAACAGGGAAUUGCGAUCAUAGCAAUGGUGACAGCAGAGGAGGAGGGCGGGAGGGAGAAGAGCUUUCGGUACUGGCCGCGCCUGGGCUCCAGGCACAACACCGUUACCUACGGGAGGUUCAAGAUCACUACCCGCUUCCGCACGGACUCUGGCUGCUAUGCCACCACCGGCCUGAAGAUGAAGCACCUCCUCACGGGCCAGGAGCGUACUGUCUGGCACCUGCAGUACACGGACUGGCCUGAGCACGGCUGUCCUGAGGACCCCAAGGGCUUUCUGUCAUACCUCGAGGAGAUCCAGUCUGUCAGACGCCACACGAACAGCACAAGCGAUCCCCAGAACCCCAACCCCCCGCUGCUGGUCCACUGCAGCGCGGGGGUGGGAAGGACAGGUGUUGUCAUCUUAUCAGAGAUCAUGAUUGCCUGCCUGGAGCACAAUGAGGUGCUAGACGUUCCGCGAGUGCUGGACAUGCUGCGGCGGCAGCGGAUGAUGCUGGUGCAGACCCUCUGCCAGUACACAUUCGUCUACCGGGUUCUCAUCCAGUUCCUGAAGAGCUCCCGGCUCAUAUGAGCUCCCCGUUCCUCAAGGACCGUCGUGGGAAGCGUCUACAGUGGAAAGUACUCGCUUGGCUCACGCUCCCCCUCACACGUGGCCACGCAGCACCACCCAGGAUAUGCGUGGAGCACUGAAGGAACCAGCAGUUCUGGGCUGGGGGCCCUCACGUGGGAGAGGGCCUGGGGACUUGGGUUCGAGGGCGGCCCCUGCUCUGCCUGCCCGAUCUGCAGCACUUGCACCUGCUUUGAGGAUUGUAUUUUCCAGGCAAUCCUCCGUUUGACUGGAGCUGCGCUGGGAGUUCUGGCAAUUAUGACGGCGUGUAGAUUUCUAUCUUCAACUCAUUUUUGAUCAUGGAAUUUUAAGACUAAAACAUUUAGGGAUUUUCUUAGCGAGAAACUGAACUUUCUCGCAGCUGAUCACAGACGUGAGUGGCUCCUGUAACUUUGUAUUUAAAACCAUGUUACCUUUUGCUGCUUGUUAAAAACCUUCAGUUCUUAACAGUUUAAUUACCAAACCGAAAGCUCUAAGGAGCCUCUAAAAGUGUUAUUUUUGAAACAUAGAAAGCAUUUUUAUAAUGAGAACAUUUUUUAUCCUGAAAAUUCUAUAUUUUAUUCUAUAUUUUUUCCAAACGAGAGAGCAACUCAUUAAGAUACUGAACUGAGUCAGUUAAUGUGAAGGAAAGUCGGGGAUGAAGGCACGCCAUUGAAAUGUACGAAUGGUCGGAUUAACUGUUUUUUUGGUAUCGUUUGUAAACCUAAAUGAGUCUGAUUUUAUUGGUUGAAAAUGACGUGGAAAAAAUUGCCUAGGGUGGUUUGAAGCACUUUUUUGGGUCAAAAACAACAUCUGAGUUUUAAUAUGCGAUGCUUCAUAGAUGACACAACAUGGAUGUUGUUUCAGAAGAGGGAUUUGGAGGAGAUGAGGGCUUAGUACACGUAAGAUGAGGACAGGAAUGAGUGGAGUGGAGUGGAGUGGACGUGGUAUUGUCUAUGCGUGGACAAGGUACUGGGAGGAAGGGUGGAACUGGGAGUGUGGGGCAACCCCAUGGUGCUGGUCCAGGGAGCUCAAGGCCUGUCAUGUGCUGCAAUGUGCUCUGUUUCCUUGGAGUUCUUCUACCUAAACCUGUGUGCUCUUUUUUCAUAAAUAAACUCAGCUUUAUAUGCUCAUGAAAAGAAGCCUUCAAUAGGCUAUAUUUUCUUUUGGUUGAAGGAAUGGAAUUGUUAAUAAUAGUUUUGACCUCUUCUCCCAAAACCACAGCCCAAACCAGAGACAGCUGUGGCAUUAGAAGACUUGAAUCUUAGCUCCUUAAUCCCUUGACGUCACCGCAGGGGUCAAUUGUAGCUACUUAGCCCCCCCCCACCCCGCCAUGCAACUUAGGCACAGUGGAAAGAGCCAGGCUGAGUUAAGAGGGGGACAUGUCCAGCCCAGGCUAACAUGGCCUCGUCGUCGUCACUGAGCAGGUGAGGACUAAUGGGCACAUUUAGCUGAGGAGCUGUCUCCUUCUCCACCUCCUUUGGCUGUUUUCCCACAAUGGAAGCUUCCAGAAUGUCAGCUCUUGGUUUGUCUCCCCACAUUAUGGUAUUGUAGGCAUCAUUUGCGUUUAACUCACUAUGUCGUGCAGACUAAGCCUGUGUUGUCAGCCAGGAGACAAGGAUUCCUGCAUAAUGUGUGCACAAGCCUCAAUAUACCCAGAAAUCGAUACCUAGGAGGAAAAUCCAGAAGAUAUUAAUGAAAAUCAGUAUUCAAAGUGGGCACAUUUCUCACAUAGCAACAAAAUAAUAAUUUAAAAAUCAAAAGUCCUUUUAAAAGUUCUGUUUGCAAAACAAUAGAUCCAAGUGAAAAUAUUCAGAAAGAACUCCCCAGAAGACAAGAAUUAGAGUUGUGAAUGGCACUGUUUCCCAUCUCCAUACCAUAUAAAGGGCAGGAGUUUUUCAGCUUUUUUCCUUCUUGUGGUACAUUUUUUUAAAAAAUGAUUUUCUGUCAGGUUUAAACAUUUCAAAAUAUCCCAUUGACAACAUAUUGUAAGACAAAUCUAAUUAAAGAGUAAUAUAUGGUA
Messenger RNA from Carlito syrichta (Philippine tarsier), 5026 nucleotides. RefSeq names its product protein tyrosine phosphatase, non-receptor type 21 (gene PTPN21). Gene Ontology annotation, molecular function: protein tyrosine phosphatase activity. NCBI's taxonomy places the organism in Eukaryota, Metazoa, Chordata, Mammalia, Primates, Tarsiidae. Gene Ontology annotation, cellular component: cytoskeleton. Bases 148 to 2988 code for a protein of 946 amino acids. The record is from RefSeq and is a predicted model, not a curated record. The transcript is spliced from 20 exons. Gene Ontology annotation, biological process: protein dephosphorylation.